Trypanosoma cruzi is the source of this 1947-nucleotide messenger RNA. RefSeq lists its product as uncharacterized. The coding region runs from base 1 to 1947 and encodes 648 amino acids. Lineage: Eukaryota; Euglenozoa; Kinetoplastea; Trypanosomatida; Trypanosomatidae. The transcript has a single exon. The record is from RefSeq and is a predicted model, not a curated record.
AUGGAUCGAGAGAAGAGGGAGGGGGCGUGGGGCAGUGGGAGGUGUGGUAUUUGCUGCAUUGCACACAGACAUAUGAAUGUGUGCGUCAUUUGUGAUAUGUUUUUUUUUUUUUUUUUUUCUGUGUGUGUGUGUGUUGCUUUGAAUUUUUUUUGGGUCGUUCACAUCGCCGGCCCCCCGCCAUGCGUGUGUGUCUUUUGUCGUUGUUUUUGCGUGCUGUAUUUAUCAUCAUUCUUGCUAUUAUAUUUGUGUCGCUGUUUUUGGUCGUCCCUUUUGCCACUGUUGCUGUUGCUGUUGUUGUUGUGUUUGCUCCUUUUUUUAAAUUUGUUGUUGUUGGGUCCCUCAUUGACAGCUGUCUUUUUGGUCUUUUUUGCCUUUUUUUUUUCUCUCUUUUGUCAUGACUAUUGCUGCCGCUGGCCACGGUCGUGCGCAGCGUCUUUAGUAGUCGCACGGAUGCUGGACUUCAUUAUCUCCUGCGGCAUCAAUGGGGCGGAGAGCGGCUGCAGCGAUUUUCCAACGAUAGGGUUUUUGCUGCGCCUCAUGAAGGAGGAGGAGGAGCGGGAAAACACCGCCGUGGAUAGUCGUGGCGCCAUCCGUGAGCAAAGGGCGGCUCUGUCAGAAAGCAACGAGCCCGCGCCGCCGAUCCCCACACUCUUGAAGGAAAAGGCGGUUGUGCCAGCGGAGCCGCUUUUCACCGCAGCGACUGAGCUGCAGCUGCCGCAGUCACCGGCUGCCACCAUGCUGGGUUUUAUAACGUCCAGCUGCGCUGACGGCAGCGAUGGAUUCCCCGUGCUGCAGUUUCUCAACCGCCUUCUUGGCGACGAGGCGGUGCCCUUCUCGCAGGAGGGGGACACGAGAGGGAUGUCUCGUGGGGUGCCAGCGGCGAAAAGCGUGAGGUUCGCGACGCCCCACCGUUCGCCACCUGAGCGACCCCGGCCUUUGGUCGGUGGUGCAGCCGCCACGGUGAUUUGUUGGCCCACGACGCAAGUUUCCAUGGAGUCACGCUCGAAGUUUACACCUCAAGCAACUGAAAGUGAACAGCCGCAGGACAGUGAUGGGGACCCCGCCGUUUGGGCGUCCUCCCUGGAGAGUAUGAUGGGGCCGCGACACCUUUUCGUAAAGAGCGAUUUGAAGGAUGACAUUGGCCCACCAAUUUUGGAGCGCACCGCCACUUUUUCCCCGAACGGGAAUAUUUCCAGUAGAGAAGCACAGGACUUAAAUAGCAGGACGAUGUGGUCCUCCGUCAUUCCAUGCGCAUCAUCGGAAUUGGCUCAACCGGACCCAUGUGACACCGCCGCAACGAUAAAAAAGAGUUUUACUCCUCCACCGCGUCCUACUCGAUCGGCGUCAUCUAACGAUGUUGUGGGAUCAGGUGACAGAGCAUCGUAUGCCCGGCGUUAUUUGCAACGGCUGUACUUCCGUGAUCCUGUCGUCGUUCGACCCGCCAACGGUCCGCCGCAACCUGCCCCCGGCGUGCGAAGGAAAGAAACGAAGUCCGUCUUUGAGCGGUGUUUUUAUGAUUUUACAAAACACAUAUUUACUCCGCCGCACACGUCCGGCUUGGCGGCUGUAAGUCAUUUGAAAAAUGAACGACGACUGAACGCGUUGUCUAGCUUGGGCAUGACUGGUGCGCGACAAGGCAGCUCCCGCACGAGUAGUUGUAGUGCGCUGUCGCAACCCGUUGGUCUCCAAGCAUCACCCAGAGCCACCUCUUCCUCUCGUCCAAGGAGUCACACAAGACGCGCAUGGGACCCACGUCGGCCCGUCAAACAUCAAGCAGAAGGCCCAGAAGAACACAAGGCGCAUCAAGAUGAGGUGGCAGGGGGUUUGUUUGUCGAGGGCCGAGCGCUGGUGAUCUCCUCGCGACAACAUCCUCCUGCUCUCGUAAGGCAACUUCGUCGCCGAAAGGAACCCCCUUGCGGUCAGGUGAAUAAGAAGCAAUUGCAAUAG